AUGGACCCCUUCGAGGACACGCUGCGGCGGCUGCGUGAGGCCUUCAACUCAGGGCACACGCGGCCGGCCGAGUUCCGGGCUGCGCAGCUCCAGGGCCUGGGCCGCUUCCUUCAAGAAAACAAGCAGCUUCUGCGCGACGUGCUGGCCCAGGACCUGCAUAAGCCAGCUUUCGAGGCAGACAUAUCUGAGCUCAUCCUUUGCCAGAACGAGGUUGACUACGCUCUCAAGAACCUGCAGGCCUGGAUGAAGGAUGAACCACGGUCCACGAACCUGUUCAUGAAGCUGGACUCGGUCUUCAUCCGGAAGGAACCCUUUGGCCUGGUCUUCAUCAUCGCACCCUGGAACUACCCACUGAACCUGACCCUGGUGCCCCUGGUGGGCGCCCUCGCCGCAGGGAAUUGCGUGGUGCUGAAGCCAUCAGAAAUCAGCCAGGGCACAGAGAAGGUCCUGGCUGAGGUGCUGCCCCAGUACCUGGACCAGAGCUGCUUUGCCGUGGUGCUGGGCGGACCCCAGGAGACAGGGCAGCUGCUAGAGCACGAGUUGGACUACAUCUUCUUCACGGGGAGCCCUCGUGUGGGCAAGAUUGUCAUGACUGCUGCCACCAAGCACCUGACGCCUGUCACCCUGGAGCUGGGGGGCAAGAACCCUUGCUAUGUGGAUGACAACUGCGACCCCCAGACCGUGGCCAACCGAGUGGCCUGGUUCCGCUACUUCAACACCGGCCAGACCUGCGUGGCCCCCGACUACGUCCUGUGCAGCCCUGAGAUGCAGGAGAGGCUGCUGCCCGCCCUGCAGAGCACCAUCACCCGUUUCUAUGGCGACGACCCCCAGAGCUCCCCAAACCUGGGCCGCAUCAUCAACCAGAAACAGUUCCAGCGGCUGCGGACAUUGCUGGGCUGCGGCCGCGUGGCCAUUGGGGGCCAGAGCAACGAGAGCGAUCGCUACAUCGCCCCCACGGUGCUGGUGGACGUGCAGGAGACGGAGCCUGUGAUGCAGGAGGAGAUCUUCGGGCCCAUCCUGCCCAUCGUGAACGUGCAGAGCGUGGACGAGGCCAUCGAGUUCAUCAACCGGCGGGAGAAGCCCCUGGACCUGUACGCCUUCUCCAACAGCAGCCAGGUUGUGAACCAGAUGCUGAAGCGGACCAGCAGUGGCAGCUUUGGAGGCAAUGAGGGCUUCACCUACAUAUCUCUGCCGUCCGUGCCAUUCGGGGGAGUCGGCCACAGUGGGAUGGGCCGGUACCACGGCAAGUUCACCUUCGACACCUUCUCCCACCACCGCACCUGCCUGCUCGCCCCCUCUGGCCUGGAGAAAUUAAAGGAGAUCCGCUACCCACCCUAUACCGACUGGAACCAGCAGCUGUUACGCUGGGGCAUGGGCUCCCAGAGCUGCAGCCUCCUGUGAGCGUCCCACCCGCCUCCAACGGGUCACACAGAGAAACCUGAGUCUAGCCAUGAGGGGCUUAUGCUCCCAACUCACAUUGUUCCUCCAGACCGCAGGCUCCCCCAGCCUCAGGUUGCUGGA
Pan troglodytes (chimpanzee) is the source of this 1521-nucleotide messenger RNA. RefSeq names its product aldehyde dehydrogenase 3 family member B2 (gene ALDH3B2). The record is from RefSeq and is a predicted model, not a curated record. Gene Ontology annotation, cellular component: cytoplasm. NCBI's taxonomy places the organism in Eukaryota, Metazoa, Chordata, Mammalia, Primates, Hominidae. Gene Ontology annotation, molecular function: 3-chloroallyl aldehyde dehydrogenase activity; aldehyde dehydrogenase (NAD+) activity. Gene Ontology annotation, biological process: aldehyde metabolic process. The coding region runs from base 1 to 1401 and encodes 466 amino acids. The transcript is spliced from 9 exons.